UGUAGCUACCCCGCCAAAACAACGUACAUAGAGGCAGCUUCGAUGUUCACAGCCUUGCUACCUAUUUUUUUCUAAUACACAUUUCACACACACAGUGGACCAGAAUAUCCCAAAACAAAGCAUUCAACAUUCUCAGUCUAUAAUAAUUCUACUCCUCAGGCGCCCAACCAUAUUCCAUAUUUUUCACAACAUAGCCAACGGAUUAAGGUACAACUACUUGACCAUAGGCCCCAAUUUCUUGAGCGCCGGCAUGAUGGCAGCCGAUCAGCACAUCCUUACCUUCUUUACCGCCAUGGACAACCAGGGUAGUAUUAUUGUCAGAGAUGCUCCGAAGCUGGACCUUGAUCUAUACAUUUCUAAUUACAAAGGCCGUACCCGUUUCGACCGAUUAUUGUUAAUUGGCCAAUGCUCCGUACCUCUAUGCGUCGAUGCCCUCAAAGCUGCCAUAGCCGAAGCCAAGCGUGGAAAAGAUGUCCAACGAUACCGCGAUGCCUAUGAAUACAUUCGUGUUGCUGCACCCGACGAACCUGAGGCUAAAUGGGACGAUGCCUGGGUCACGGCAACAGGGAAAGCCAAUAAGGCAGAAACUCACCGACUUGAAACCGAGCUUAAGGGCUAUAAAAAUAAUUUGGUGAAAGAGAGCAUUAGGAUUGGUCACCGCGAUCUUGGCGAACACCUCGAGUCUAUUGGAGAUCUUAACGGGGCCUCGGAUACCUAUAUCAAGAUGCGACCCGAUGCCAGUACACAAUCUCAUAUCCAAGACGUAGGCAAGCAUAUCAUUAGUAUUAUGCUGCAGAAGCGAGACUGGGCCGCAGUUCUAGCAAAUGCGAAUAAGGUCCUGGCUAUGAGCCCAGGAAGCAACGAGCAGAAUACCGAGCAACCUUAUCAGAAGAUGAUUUAUGGUCUCGCCCAACUCGGGGAAGGUCGAUAUUACGAUGCUGCUAAGAGCUUCCUCGAAGUUGGUGAUCCGAUCAGCUGUCAGGCACAUAACGACGUCGCUAGCCUAAAUGACGUCGCCACAUAUGGCGGGCUUCUUGCACUCGCUUCGAUGGACCGAUUAGAGCUACAGACUCGAGUUCUGGAUAGCUCUAGCUUUAGAAAUUACCUAGAGCUAGAGCCACAUAUCCGCAAAGCUGUCAGUUUGUUCGUCAACGGACGAUACUCGGCUUGCUUGGGAAUACUCGAGUUAUACCGAAAUGAUUACCUUCUCGACAUCUAUCUCCAAGCACACGUUCCUGCGAUUUUCUCGCAGAUUCGCAGCAAGUGCAUUGUUCAGUACUUCGUGCCAUUCUCAUGUGUCACCUUGGAAAGUCUAAAUGCAGCCUUUGCCAAACCCGGAGAGUCUAUUGAACGAGAGCUCAAGAAUAUGAUCAGAACAGGUGCUCUAAAUGCUCGCAUUAACACCAUUGACAAGCUUCUUGUUGCCGUCUCCACCAACUCUAGAGCAGUUAUGCAGAAGAAGGCUCUGGAUUCCGCCAAUAACUAUGAAAAGGAAGUCCUAGAGAGAAUUCGUCGGAUGAACAUCGUAGCGGCUGACCUAGAGGUCAAAGGCACUAGAAAGGCUGCUGGCGCAGGAGGCGGUAAUAUCCCCGGCGUAGGCGACAUCUGGACUGACGAAGCUAGGAGACAGCCGGCUUCCAACGACGCAAUGUCUUAGGUGGUAUCGUUUUGAGGAUAAGACGGCAAUGCUUCUAACGCACAGGGAUGAAUCAUGUCUAUUAUAGGCAGUGAUUUCCAGCAUUAUGACGGGAAGUAGUCGGGGUUUAGAGAGAAAUAUGUAUGGAGAUGAACCGAGUUGUCCAUAGGAACACCCGUCAUCACCACUGCGAGGCAGCCAAGCAUAUAGGCACACAACGCAUAAUAAGGAGUUGCUAGGAUACAGGCGCCACGGAUGUUGCAUUGCAGUUUCUUUUUUUUCUUUUGCAGGGAGGUUCUAGGGUUAUGUCUGCAUGGCAUAUUACGUCGUUCAAGAGCAUGAGAUUCGCGAAUACCCUAUGACGAGGUAGUCCAGAUAUGAAUUAAUUAAUUGAGUGCUGUUACCAUAUCAU
Molecule: messenger RNA, 2048 nt
Organism: Daldinia decipiens
Lineage: Eukaryota; Fungi; Ascomycota; Sordariomycetes; Xylariales; Hypoxylaceae
Product: 26S proteasome subunit RPN7-domain-containing protein
Exons: 5
Coding region: 251-1657 (468 amino acids)
Cellular component (GO): COP9 signalosome
Source: RefSeq, a predicted model, not a curated record